Bufo bufo (common toad) is the source of this 4267-nucleotide messenger RNA. RefSeq names its product kinesin family member 1C (gene KIF1C). The transcript has 22 exons. Lineage: Eukaryota; Metazoa; Chordata; Amphibia; Anura; Bufonidae. Gene Ontology annotation, molecular function: microtubule binding; microtubule motor activity; ATP binding. Gene Ontology annotation, biological process: microtubule-based movement. The coding region runs from base 526 to 3855 and encodes 1109 amino acids. The record is from RefSeq and is a predicted model, not a curated record.
CUGCCGGAUGGUGACGUGAUGAUGUCAUCUGGUGGGCGGGGGUUCCCGGCCUGGUGAUGGCGGCUCCCGCCGGGAUAAGCAGCUGAGAGGACGAGGAGGAGCCGCCGGGCCCAAGAUCAAGAGCGGCCCCAAAACCGAGAAACUGAGCCCGGCACCGGACACCCCAGUGAUUCCUGAACCUCCCGUCAUCCUGAGUGUCGUGGCUGGGACCCGUCCCGCCAUCUUGGAUGUGCCCACCCCUGCCGGGCACUGUGUAUGUAAAAAGGGACGGAAGUGGGAGACACAUGUUGGGACAAGCCAUUCAUCCUUAUGUGAUGGGGGAGGCCAUCCAGACCGGCAGCUGCGGAGCACGCUAGUAGCCCUGAUACUCUGGACGCCCGCGGGUGAUGCCGGUCCCGUCACUCCCUGUCUGAUUGUGGAGCGGAUUAUUACAAGACGUGAGACUGUUCGGAAUAAUGUGACAGAGCGAGACGGGCGCCAGGAGACUGCGAGAUUUGCCGUUGGUUUGAGUGACUCCAUUUAAAGAUGUCGGGAGCUUCGGUGAAGGUCGCCGUCCGCGUGCGUCCCUUUAACGCCAGAGAAAUCUCCCAUGAUGCCAAGUGCGUGAUACAGAUGCAGGGGAACAGCACGUGUAUUUCAAACCCUAAACAGCCGAAAGAUGCCGCGAAGAGCUUCACGUUUGACUACUCGUACUGGUCGCACACCACGGAAGAAGACCCAAAUUUUGCGUCUCAGCGGCGGGUGUACCAGGACAUCGGGGAGGAGAUGCUUUUACACGCUUUUGAAGGAUAUAAUGUAUGUAUAUUCGCCUAUGGACAGACAGGAGCUGGAAAAUCCUACACUAUGAUGGGGAAACCGGAGAGCGAGCAACAUGGGAUUAUCCCCCAGUUAUGUGAAGAUUUAUUUACCAGGAUCUCUGAGAAUAAAAGCCCCCAGCUGUCCUUCUCUGUGGAGGUAAGCUACAUGGAGAUCUACUGUGAACGCGUCCGUGAUCUGCUGCGCCCUAAAAGUAAAGGUAACCUAAGAGUGCGGGAGCACCCCAUCCUGGGGCCGUAUGUGGAGGACCUGUCCAAACUGGCCGUCACCUCCUAUAAUGACAUCGCCGACCUCAUGGACUGUGGGAACAAGGCCAGGACAGUCGCUGCCACUAACAUGAAUGAGACCAGCAGUCGCUCACAUGCCGUCUUCACCAUCGUCUUCACUCAGAAGAGACAUGAUGAGAUGACCAACCUGGACACGGAGAAGGUCAGUAAGAUCAGUUUGGUGGAUUUAGCAGGAAGUGAGAGAGCCGACUCCUCCGGCGCCAAAGGAACCCGUCUGAAGGAAGGUGCGAACAUCAACAAGUCGCUGACUACGCUGGGGAAGGUGAUUUCAGCUCUGGCUGAAAUGCAAUCAAAGAAGAAGAGAUCGGAUUUUAUUCCUUACCGGGACUCAGCCCUGACCUGGCUGCUGAAGGAGAACCUGGGUGGGAACUCGCGCACAGCGAUGAUCGCAGCUCUGAGCCCGGCCGACAUAAACUACGAAGAGACGAUGAGUACUCUCCGUUACGCUGACCGCGCCAAGCAGAUAAAAUGUAACGCCAUUAUUAAUGAGGAUCCGAACGCCAGGUUAAUCAGGGAGCUGAAAGAGGAAGUGGCCAGGCUGCGGCAGCUUCUGUACAGCCAGGGUCUAGCGGAUCUUGCCCUUGAGGAUGGUAUAGCUGCCCCCUGUGCCCCUUUACAAUCCUCCGCUCCUCCGGCACUAUUACCAUCUGAGCCAGGCUCCCCUCCUCCUCCUCCUCUGUCGCCCCCUGCCAUGAACGGUCAGCCAGAGCCCUUUGAUGAGGCUGUGGGUGAAGUGGGUGAAGACUCGAUCUGUACAGAGGAAGCCAUGGAGAGGCUACAGGAGACGGAGAAGUUCAUCGCUGAGCUGAACGAGACCUGGGAGGAGAAGCUGCGCAAGACGGAAACCAUACGGAUGGAGAGGGAAUCAUUGUUGGCUGAAAUAGGCGUGGCUCUGCGAGAAGAUGGGGGCACUGUGGGGGUCUUCUCUCCAAAAAACAUCCCACACCUGGUCAAUUUGAAUGAAGACCCCCUCAUGUCUGAGUGUCUCCUGUACCAUCUAAAGGAGGGCAUCACACGGGUCGGUCAGGUGGAUGUGGACAUCAAGCUGAGCGGUCAGUUCAUCAAGGAGCAGCACUGUCUCUUCCACUGCAACACUAAGGAGAAUGGUGAAGUGGUCGUCACGUUGAAGUCCUGUGAAGGAGCCGAUACCUACGUGAAUGGAAAGCAAGUGAGCGAGCCGCUGGUGCUGAAGUCAGGUAACAGGAUAGUUAUGGGGAAGAACCACGUCUUUCGCUUUAAUCACCCUGAGCAGGCGCGGCUGGAGAGAGAGAAGAGCAGCGUGGCGCUGGAGAACCAGGCAGAACCCGUGGACUGGAACUUUGCCCAGCGGGAGCUGCUGGAGAAGCAGGGCAUAGACAUCAAGCUGGAGAUGGAGAAGCGGCUGCAGGAUCUGGAAUUCCAGUAUAAACGGGAGAAGGAGGAAGCGGAUCUGUCCCUGGAGCAGCAGAGACUGUUUGGGGACUCUGAUAGCGGCGAUGACUCUGACAAGCGCUCGUGUGAGGAGAGCUGGCGCCUCAUGUCAUCUCUGCGGGAGAAGGUGCCACCGGGCGGCGUGCAGAGCAUCAUGCGACGUUGCGGCCUCCCGAGCAGUGGCAAGAAACGGGAGCCCAUCAAGGUGUACCAGAUCCCGCAGCGGCGGCGGCGGCUGGGGAAGGACCCGCGCUGGCUGACGCUGGCGGACCUGAAGAUGCAGGCAGUGAAGGAGAUCUGCUACGAGGUUGCACUCAAUGACUUCAAACACAGCAAGCAGGAGAUCGAGGCCAUGGCCAUCAUCAAGAUGAAGGAGCUAUGCCGCACCUACGGCAAGGGGGAUGCCAACGAGAAGGAGUGGUGGAAGGCCGUGGCCCGAGACGUGUGGGACACUGUGGGGGUGGGAGAGGAGGACGAGGGUGGCGGCAGAGGUGGGGUGCAGGACCUGAAGGCGCACAUCGACAAGCUGACCGACAUCCUGCAGGAGGUGAAGCUGCAGAACAACAUGAAGGACGAGGAGAUCCGGGCGCUGCGGGACAGGAUGAUAAAGAUGGAGCGUGUCAUGCCCCUCGCCCAGGACGACGUUUCGGAUGAUCUUUCGGAUGAGUCUUUCGCCUGGUGCUCCAAUGAUGGCGACUCUGUGAACAGCGGCCCUGUUGACGCUUCUCCGGACCGUUCUCCUAAGAGCCACCGGGUGGAGCAGCUGAUGGAGGACAACUCCACCUUUCGCCGAGGGAGGAUGCGAUGGUUGAAACAAGAAGAUAACCGGAGCCAGAACCUGCAGCAGCAGCAGAUAAACCGCUGCCUCCGGCGGACCCCUGGCACCGGCAAAUUCAUCCCCCCACUGGACUGCAAGCUGCGCUUCCCCUUUAAGAGUAAUCCCCAGCACCGCUUCUCCUGGGCUCCGGGGGCCACGUACGUGGUGGAAGAAGUGUCCAAUCCGUGGUCAGAGGACAGGCAGAGCGGAAGCGAGGAGGACGGCGAAAGGCGGAAUGACCCGCGGGGACCGGGGGAGGAUCGGCAGAGGCACAGGAGGAACUCUCUGGAUGGAGGCGCCAACCGAGGCCGCCGCCCCAACAACCGCCACAGCCGCCAGAACGGCGAAGAGCAGCCGCACAGGAGAGCGCACACCAGAGAAAGUGACGGCGUGCCGCAAGCGACUAAACGGCACCCCUCCUCCCCGCAGGAGCGCCCCUACAAGUACCACCCCUACACCGCGCCCCCGCGGAUGCGUCGUCAGAACUCUGCCCCUGACCUGUGUGACCAGGAGACCCCAGUAUGAAGACUGACAGACUGAGCAUGUGGUAGUGAGGAGAGAAACGGAAGGUGAAACCUGCCCAGUACUAAGAGGAGCCGCAGCAGCUCUGCCACUGACGUGUUUUAUGUUAUUUUAUGUUUUGAGUUUGUGUCUGAGAAGGAGAUCGCUGCUACGAGGGGUGAAGGUGGCGCCCCCUACUGUACAAUCACUGUGUGUACAGGCGCUAUAUGUAUAUAGGAAUGUAUGCGGGAGGGGGGGAGGUAGAUGACGGUCUGCCCCCUCCCCCAUAUCCUUUGCUUAUAACACUACGGUCGCGCACAGACUUGCGCUGCGCGCCGCCUCCUAUUUAUCUUGUGUUAUCUUCUGUGUGUAACCGGGGGUGGCCGGGAGAGCGCGCGCCGACUGUACCCCGAAAUAAACUGCCCCGUGCUGCACC